This is a messenger RNA of Solea senegalensis (Senegalese sole), 6704 nucleotides long. RefSeq names its product transportin 1 (gene tnpo1). The record is from RefSeq and is a predicted model, not a curated record. Bases 224 to 2896 code for a protein of 890 amino acids. The transcript is spliced from 25 exons. Gene Ontology annotation, biological process: protein import into nucleus. Gene Ontology annotation, molecular function: small GTPase binding; nuclear import signal receptor activity. NCBI's taxonomy places the organism in Eukaryota, Metazoa, Chordata, Actinopteri, Pleuronectiformes, Soleidae. Gene Ontology annotation, cellular component: nucleus; cytoplasm.
GUAUUAGGACCGCUCGUCCGUACGUCAGCUGACGGCCCAGCCAAUUAUAUGUCGCCGCCGCACUGUUUGGCCCACAGCUUCUUCAGCUUGUUGCGAAAACGGAUGUCUCUGCCGUGAGCAGGCCCGCGUCUGAAAACCCAGACAGACGGUCACAUAUCAGCGGAGAGUCAACUACACUCGAGCACGUCGGUCCGAACAGCAGCAGCAGCAGCAGCAGAGCAAGAUGGAGUGUGAGUGGAAGCCAGACGAGCAAGGACUCCAGCAGAUUUUACAGCUUCUGAAAGAGUCUCAGUCUCCAGAUACGUCCACACAGAGAUCCGUCCAGCAAAGACUCGAGCAACUCAACCAGUUUCCAGACUUCAACAACUAUUUAAUAUUUGUUUUGACAAAGUUAAAAUCAGAAGAUGAGCCAACACGGUCCCUGAGUGGGCUGAUACUGAAGAACAAUGUGAAGGCCCACUAUCAGAACUUCCCCAAUGGUGUGUCUGAUUUCAUCAAGAGCGAGUGUCUCCAGAACAUUGGAGACUCUUCUCCCCUUAUCCGGGCCACUGUGGGUAUCCUCAUCACCACGAUUGCCUCCAAAGGAGAAUUACAAAACUGGCCAGAGCUCCUGCCUAAGCUCUGCCUGCUGCUGGAUUCUGAGGACUACAACACGUGUGAGGGAUCGUUUGGAGCCCUGCAGAAGAUCUGUGAAGACUCUGCUGAGAUCCUGGACAGUGACAUGCUGGACCGUCCCCUCAACGUCAUGAUCCCCAAGUUCUUACAGUUUUUUAAGCACAACAGUCCUAAGAUUAGGUCUCAUGCUAUCGCCUGCGUCAAUCAGUUCAUCAUCAGCAGGACUCAGGCCCUGAUGCUGCACAUCGACGCUUUCAUCGAGAACCUGUUUGCUCUGGCGACAGAUGAGGAACCAGAAGUGAGGAAGAACGUGUGCAGAGCUCUGGUCAUGCUGCUGGAGGUUCGUCUGGACCGGCUCCUGCCACACAUGCAUAACAUCAUCGAGUACAUGCUACUGAGGACUCAGGACCAAGAUGAAAACGUUGCCUUGGAAGCCUGUGAGUUCUGGCUAACUCUGGCCGAGCAGCCGGUGUGUAAGGAAGUGCUGUGUGGACACCUCUCCCAACUCACUCCGGUGCUUGUCAACGGGAUGAAGUACUCUGAGAUUGACAUUAUUCUGCUCAAGGGCGACAUUGAAGAAGACGAGGCAAUUCCUGACAACGAGCAAGACAUCCGUCCGCGCUUCCAUCGGUCACGCACAGUUGCCCAACAACAUGAGGGCGAUGGGAUUGAGGAAGACGAAGAUGACGAUGACGAACUGGAUGAUGAUGAUACUAUUUCUGACUGGAACUUGCGCAAGUGUUCGGCGGCAGCACUGGAUGUGCUGGCCAACGUCUUCAGGGACGAUCUGUUGCUGCACAUUCUGCCCCUCCUCAAAGAGCUGCUCUUCCAUCCAGAGUGGGUGGUUAAAGAGUCCGGCAUUCUCGUGCUGGGAGCUAUAGCUGAAGGUUGUAUGCAGGGCAUGAUCCCGUACCUGCCCGAGCUCAUUCCCCACCUCGUCCUGUGUUUAUCUGAUAAGAAGGCCCUGGUGCGUUCAAUCACCUGCUGGACACUGAGCCGCUACGCCCACUGGGUGGUCAGCCAGCCUCCAGACGUUUACCUGAAGCCCCUAAUGACGGAGUUGCUCAAACGUAUUCUGGACAGCAACAAGCGUGUGCAGGAGGCUGCUUGCAGUGCCUUUGCCACUUUGGAGGAGGAGGCUUGUACAGAGCUGGUGCCCUACCUGGCAUUCAUCCUCGACACGCUGGUGUUUGCUUUCAGCAAGUACCAGCACAAGAACCUGCUUAUUCUUUAUGAUGCCAUUGGAACGCUGGCCGACUCAGUGGGACACCAUCUGAAUAAACCGGAGUACAUCCAGAUGUUGAUGCCGCCACUGAUCCAGAAAUGGAACCAGCUCAAAGAUGAAGACAAAGACCUUUUCCCUCUGUUAGAAUGUUUGUCGUCAGUAGCCACUGCCCUGCAGAGCGGCUUCCUGCCCUACUGUGAGCCUGUGUAUCAACGCUGUGUCAACCUGGUCCAGAAAACCCUCGCUCAAGCCAUGCUUUAUCAGUCACAGCCUGACCAGUAUGAAGCCCCCGACAAAGACUUCAUGAUCGUGGCUUUGGAUCUUCUCAGUGGACUCGCUGAGGGUUUGGGAGGAACCAUUGAGCAGCUGGUUGCUCGUAGCAACAUCCUCACACUCAUGUAUCAGUGCAUGCAGGACAAAAUGCCAGAAGUGCGCCAGAGUUCAUUUGCUCUGCUGGGAGAUCUGACCAAGGCUUGUUUCCAGCACGUCAAACCAUGCAUCGCUGAUUUUAUGCCCAUACUGGGUACUAAUUUGAACCCAGAGUUAAUAUCAGUGUGCAACAAUGCGACAUGGGCAAUUGGAGAGAUAGCUGUACAAAUGGGGCCCGAAAUGCAGCCGUACAUUGCCAUGGUGCUGCACCAGCUGGUAGAGAUCAUUAACAGACCCAAUACUCCAAAGACUCUGCUGGAAAACACAGCAAUAACAAUUGGUCGUCUUGGUUACGUUUGUCCUCAAGAGGUGGCACCCAUGCUACAGCAGUUUAUAAGACCCUGGUGCUCCUCACUACGAAAUAUAAGAGACAAUGAGGAGAAAGACUCUGCGUUCAGAGGAAUUUGCACUAUGAUCAGUGUAAAUCCAGGAGGUGUAGUGCAGGACUUUAUAUUCUUCUGUGACGCAGUGGCCUCCUGGGUAAAUCCAAAGGAGGAUCUCAGAGACAUGUUCUAUAAGAUCCUUCACGGGUUUAAGAACCAGGUGGGAGAGGACAACUGGAGACGAUUCUCAGACCAGUUCCCGUUGCCACUGAAGGAGCGGCUGGCAACCUUUUACGGGGUCUAACUGUUUCCCUGGCAGUGUGCCUCAUCACUGGGGUUAUUCACUUUGGGAGACAAAAUGGGGAACCUCUUUUACCCAGGGAACAUGUUACCCUUUACUGGGGGGAAGGGUCUGCCUGCUGAGGGGAGGGAAGGGGUUCGGGCCCCUCCCCGACCUGGUGGACGGGGUGGGAGGGAGGUGGUAGCUGCAGUGCUCAGAGCCCCAAUGCACAGGCAAAUGGGGGAAAGGGACAGGCAGAACAACUUAAUCGUGGGAGGAAAAUUCAUGUAAUCACAUCUUACUCAGAAAUAAUGACAUUUCUGUUUCUUCUUCUUUUUUUUUUUUCUCUAUAUUUCUUCCCCUAACUCUUCACUUUCUGUCAGUUGAACUACUGAAAAAGAAAUGCAAGCUAAUGCGGAGCAAAAGCUCUGCAAAACUCCGUGAAGCGUUUGCUCUUUCAUUUUGGCUAGAUGACGAGUUUUUCUUAAAUUGAGAGGUUUGUGCAGAAAAGAGCAGUUACACGUUCAUGACCAUGUCAGGCUGGUAAAUGGCAUGUUUAAUGAAAUAGCAUUUGACCACUGGAACAAAAGAGCGUUCACCUUGAAAACUUGCUAAGUUGGCAGUUCGUUAAGAGACAUUUUCUUUAUAAAGACAACGGUAGCUUAAAGGUUAAGGAUCAGCAGCUAAAAUAAUGAAUAUCACAAAGAACAAGAUCAUUUCAGUGUUCCUAUUCUUUAGCUGUUAUUUCUGUCACUGGAGAGCACAAGAUUUUCUUUUACGGGCAGCUUUUCUGAGAAUAGGUAGCAUGCUUGUAUCAUUGUGAAAAGCUGUUGGAUAUUAGUGAUGUGUGUUGCGUUCGACAGCUGUCAUUCCCCUGUAGUAAGGCUCUUCUUUGACCUCAUACGUUCGAUCCAUUCGCAGUACUUUUUGUUUCCUCUACCAGAUAAUUACAGCAAUCGGCUGUAGCGUAGCAUGAUGGCUUUUUUUUGGCACCAAAAUGAGAGGUGUUCAAAUAAAAAAAAUAAAAAGAGUCUUGGCUGUGAUGUAACGGUGCUGUGAAUGCCGCAGUAUUGGUCUCGUGGUGUGGAUGUGACACGGACAUUCAUAUCAAAGCUUUAGACGCUCACAAUCCUUUGUACUGUCUGAGCCUUGAGGAGGAGAGAUGAGGAAGCAGAAGCACACAGUUGAUGUUGUCCUGUGAGUCGCUCAUUAUCUUCUGUUCCUUUGGAUUUAAAAAAAACACAACAACACUAAACCCGUCAAAGUGAUGUUCAGUGACUUUUGGCUAUUAGAACCUCGCAGCUCAUCGAAUCAGUGUUGGAUAUGUUUAUUUCUCAGUGUACUGAAGUUUUCUGAUUAGUUGUUUGGCUUCUUGUGCUCAAAGCAUGAUCUUGAGGAUGAGUGUGUAAUGUUUUGGGUGGUUGUGCUUCGUGGGGUACUUGGAUGCUUUCGUCUCUUGCAUGUUGGUGGCCCCUCACACCCCAACAUAUAGUGGGAGGUGGGGAUAAUGGGAGGGAGGGGAAGCUUCAAAUUAAGGUUUAAAAAGUACAUAAACAGUAAGCAUUGUAGGUAUUAUAACUCUGGGACAGUCCUAAUGUCACAUAAACCCUGCUGGAGUGUUCUCCCUUAACUUUUACCCCAUAGCUGGAUGUAAAGUUUUUAAAAACUGUGAAACUACAAUGUCGAUUGUCUUUUGUUGUUUUUGCGCUGUUAUAUUUAAUUAAGUGUGUAAGUGUUUAAGUUACAGACAUAGGCUGAAUGUAUUCCAUGAUGGGUUGGAGAGUGAGGAUUUUUGUCUUUUUUUAAAAAUUUAAUUUAAUUUUUUUUUAAUGCCCAGCCAGUCAUUUUUCCUCUGCUGGCCAGAGUAAUAACUGCAGUAUUUUAACAUGACAUGCACUUAAAAAUUAAAUCUCAUGCGCUUGAAAUAAAUAAUUGUAGCCAAAUCCUUGAUAAUAUUAUGACGUAUUAGGGCCAAACUGAAGAGAGAGAAAAUAAUAGUUUUUAUAAAUUAUAUAAUUAACAAUUAAUUAUAUAAUUUUACAAGAAUAAAGUUGUAAUAUUAUGAGAAUAAAGUGAUAAUUUUACUAGAAUGAAGUUGUUAUAUUAUGAGAUUCUUUUUUUAUCAUUAUCUAAUUAAAUGUAUUAUUAUUACGUAGCAACAGAACGCACAAAAGAGAUAAUUAACUCCAAGUCGGUGUGAUUCUUUCUUCCCAACAGACUCAGUGUCUUGCACAAAGUCCUGAUGCUAAAGAUAAUGUGGUGCUAAUGUGCCAAAAAAUAUUAAGUAUUUCUUUAUUUGUGAAGCCCCAAUCAAAAUGUAACUUCAGGAAAUGGUCCACGUUUCUCAUCUUGACACAGGUUGCAGCUGAUUAUCUGAGAUUUUGCUUGAAUAAUAAUUAGGAAUUUAUUCUCAAAAAAAUGCCUUCAGUUUGGCCCGAAAACUCCAUCGUAUCAUAUGACCCUGGUGUGAACACAGAUCAUUAAUAAAAUGAUGCUGCUAAAAUGUAUUUACUUAAUGCAAUAAUUAAUGAGUAGUAAGUAUAUAAUCUAUCUUGAUGCAAUUGGGUUAUUAGACUUAAAGAGUAGUUUAGUUUUCUCUGAUAAACAAUGUGAAAUAUAUACCGUAACCAAGUCUAUUACAUUUAUUGUGAGUGAAGCAAAUGGCGGUGAAACACAGGAUAUAAAUGCAUCAUGGAAUACAGAGGCAAAUACGUACAUGUGCCACGUCAUUUUGUGUUUUGAAGUGAUCGUUGUCCGUCACAUUCCAGCUGUUUGGCAUGCUAAAACAAAUAGGCUAAUCACAGCUUGAUUUGGGGGGGCGUGCGUUAGUGUACAUUUGUGUGUGUCCACUGUCCUGCCGGUCGUUCAUUUGAGAGAAUGUCGGUCUAUGAAACACAUGAAACGAACCCCAGCCCCGCUGUGCUGUAUUUAUGACUCGACUGCUGCUAUACAUUGUAGUUGUGUUUCACUACUUGAAAAUGUGUUUUUCCUAUGUGUUUACCUCAGGUCGUCUGUAAUUCAGUGUUAAUUGUUUUCAUCGUUCUGCCCCUCAAUGUGUACACCUUUAUUCACAUCCUCAACAGCUAAUGAUAAGUGAAUCUUCUGCCCUUCUUUCUUAAAAAUGGGUAACCAUGGGUGUGGAUUGACGUUAGUGUUAAAUGUGUGCAGCGCCGCUAGAUGUCAAAUGUUAAAGAUAACUGCAACGCAGGAGGAAAGAGUCAUUAGGAAACUUGCACAUACUUUAAUGUAUCUUUUGUCGAAAGUGAUUGUUAUCAGACUACGGUAAUAUUCAGUGUAAUAUGUACACAAUGCCUUCAGAGCAAAUGCUUUGAGGUUUUUGUUGGUGUUUUGCAAUAGAUACACAGUACACUGUAUCUAAAGAAGCAGGUAAUGCCUCAUUUAAAAGCAAAGAAACAGGUUGUCAACUUAAGGACAUCAUGUUAUAAACAUGAUGUUUGCAGAUGUGUGUUUGACUUUCUAUGAAGCUUUACUGAAAAUUUGUAUUUUAUAAAGCAUCCACCAAUAUUGAGGAAUGUCUAGUCAAAGAACUCCUGUAUUCUCAUUUUAGCCUUCAAACUUGAUUAGACUAUCUGCCUUCAUCUUUUUUGCUGAUAAAAGCAAAAACAUCAUUUUGAUAGAUAUGGUUUUAGUUUUUUUAAUAAGCUGCUGAAUUUUAAAAUUAAUACUUAUUGGGGCCACCAAAUAUUUUGGAUCAUGCAAAGAAUCUAUAUUGUACUGUAGUAAUUUUGUAAUAUUUGUAAGAUGAUAUAGUGAGCGUGACUGGUUACCAUUGCUUGAGUCUGUACAUUGUUCCAAUAAAUUGUUUACAUUA